CCCCGGCAGGUUCUUCGCGUCUCUGGAACUGAAGGCGGUCAUGGCUUCGCUAAUACUCGACUACGACCUCAAAUGGCCGGACGACGCUUUGAAGGAAGGGCCGGAUGGAAGGUACAGACCCAAAGACCUCUGGUUCGCAGGACGCCCGGCGCCAAAUCCUACUGCAAAAAUCCAGAUUCGAAAGAGGGCUGCUAG
Molecule: messenger RNA, 195 nt
Organism: Acaulospora colombiana
Lineage: Eukaryota; Fungi; Glomeromycota; Glomeromycetes; Diversisporales; Acaulosporaceae
Source: the annotation of a GenBank genome assembly